CGAUAUCUCACAAUUUUCAAAUGAUCUGCCAGAGCGAGGCCCACAGAUGUCACUUGGCAAUACAGGACUACUCAACCAGGACCCAGUGCAUGACCGUGCUCCUCUUUAUGGACAACUCCUUCACACCUACAAGUGGUCGGAUAAGCUGCACGAAUAUGCAGGAGUUGCUUCAUCUAUCUUAAGUUCCAAUACACUGAAACGCUCCACAACUAUGUCCAGCAUUGCAACGAAGCGGCUGCGCAGGCCUGGUCCAACCAUACAUGCAGUGCCACAGCAUAAUGUGGAUAGUCUGGUCUCAAGUCUUGCACUUCUCUUUCCACAAGAGAUGACAGUUCAACUUAUUAGGCCUAUGGGAUCCUCUGCUAUAUUGAAGAUCACGUUGGGUCAGACCCUGAGAGCUGUAGUCGUGCUUCGCAGCCUCAUCAUAGAGUGGGUCGUCGUGAAGGCCAUCAGUGAGGAUCACCACGUCGACGACCACAAGCCAGAGACCGUCUGGUCCAGCUCACGCUACAAGGUGUUUCAGAAGGUGACGGACCAUGCUAACUCUGCUAUGCUACAUUUCUACUCACCAAACAUGCCAGAGUUGGCAGUCAAGUCUUUCAUGACAUGGUUCAGAAGCUAUAACACGUUGUUCAGUCAUCCGUGCCAGCGAUGCGGAAGGCUUCUCAGUGACAAUCUGCCUCCGACAUGGCGCGACUUCCGCAACACUACGGCCUACCACGAGAACUGCAGACAGUAAAUGUGACCAACUAACAGGGUGCGAAAUUAACGCGAGUCCAGAGUCAAAUACUCCCUGAUUUACUGUCGGACGCCCCGAUUUGACAUAUGCAGGAGUCUGUGUUACUCCCUCAAAGUAAUGUAAGUAACUAACUAGUUCGUUCCAGAGCAAGGCCUCGCGGAAUUACCGUAUUUUCCCAGCAAAUGACCAAAGAAAAAUUGGCAGAUGUGCAAAAUGCAACGUUAUUGUUAAUAUCUGUAAUUUUGAACUUCAGACUCUGGACUCCCUCUUUUUGAGGGUAGGGAGCCGGUUGGACUCCCUUGUUAAAAAGUUAAUUUCUACACCUGAACUAAUAUAACUGAUAUUGCAUAUAGAAAAUCACUUCAAUCUUUGGUGUGUAUAACAUAAUUUUUAAUCAUGCCCUGGCAUUGAAACGAUUUGUGAACGCUUUGAGAAUGGCAGCUGUAAAUAGGCAUGUAAAUAAAUAAAGGAACAGUUUUCUGCUGAUCA
Priapulus caudatus is the source of this 1228-nucleotide messenger RNA. RefSeq names its product mediator of RNA polymerase II transcription subunit 27-A-like. Gene Ontology annotation, biological process: regulation of transcription by RNA polymerase II. The transcript has 6 exons. Lineage: Eukaryota; Metazoa; Priapulida; Priapulimorpha; Priapulimorphida; Priapulidae. Bases 47 to 739 code for a protein of 230 amino acids. The record is from RefSeq and is a predicted model, not a curated record. Gene Ontology annotation, cellular component: mediator complex. Gene Ontology annotation, molecular function: transcription coactivator activity.